This is a messenger RNA of Paramisgurnus dabryanus, 6125 nucleotides long. RefSeq names its product TIAM Rac1 associated GEF 1a (gene tiam1a). Lineage: Eukaryota; Metazoa; Chordata; Actinopteri; Cypriniformes; Cobitidae. Gene Ontology annotation, biological process: small GTPase-mediated signal transduction; activation of GTPase activity. Gene Ontology annotation, molecular function: protein binding; guanyl-nucleotide exchange factor activity. Gene Ontology annotation, cellular component: cytosol; plasma membrane. The record is from RefSeq and is a predicted model, not a curated record.
UUCAGUGGAUAGACUCAUCCUCACAUGGUUGGAGUGUGUUGUGGACUUCAGAGAAACACAGAUACAGGAAUAAAUUCAGUUCUCGAAGGAAACAUUACUUAUACAUUCAUAUUGCUGAAACUUGGAUACUUGGAUACCUGCUUUCUACACCUGAGGUGAAACUACCAUAGCGCUGACCAGGACCAUGCGGUCUAAAAAUAGGAAUAUGGUUCACUGGAAAUGCAUCUGAUCCAUUGGUUCUACCUCAGACGUUAAAUCAUGGGAAACGUGGAGAGCCAAAAUGGAGACCACACCUACUACAGUGAGGGGCAGGGCCACCUAUCACGAAAGCACAUGACCCGAUCACUUCGCAUCAAGCAUUCUCGCCGAUCACGUCACGCCUCGUCCAACAAGGGUGAACACCGCGACUCUGAGACCAGCACGAGAUCCAGCAGCACCCCUUCCAUCCCACAAUCCCUUACUGAAAACGGCCUUGAACCAUUUAAAAAAACAGAUGCUCUGAAGGGCUAUGGAGGAAACAUUUGGGUGGACCGGAUGGCUAUGAAUUUGCGACCGGUUUCUUUCCACGACAGCACUGGGGAUCCCACCAUCACGCCAGGCUCCGAGGAUGGCGUAGAGAUGGACACGGUGGUGCCAGAAAGCUGCGAUGAGACCAGACUUUUCGUAAGUAAGGACACGUACCUACAGAGAACCAAAGAUGGUCCUCGGGAAGGAAGUAGCUUUAAGAAGAAGCGAUCCAAAUCUGCAGAUAUUUGGAGAGAGGAUUCAAUGGAGUUCUCAUGUUCAGAUCUAAGCCAAGAGCAUUUGACGAGCACCGAGGAGAUCAUCGAGAGAACCGAGGUUGAAGAUAAAGCAUUCGCUAAAUGUGGAGGUAGACGGCGCACCUCCACCCCACGGACGCUUGAGUCUCAUCCCGGAGAGAGAGCUAACUCUUUGGAUGAACUUUGCACGGAGAGGCUACCUUCACUUCAUGGCUCCCACCAUCACUAUAACGGUCAUGGUACCGAGAGGACCAAAGCGGGCAUAAUGAACGGAGAGGUCUUGUCUCCGGAAGAGGAGGAAGGUAAUGGAUACUCAGCAUACACUCUUCCUUGUCGUCGCUCCCACUGCCUGUCAGAGGGACUGUCCAAUCACAAGGCUACCCUCCGUUCAUGUAUGCAGGGCCGACGUGCACAAACGACACAUGAUAUCACGGCGGGUGAGGGUAGCGAGUAUGGAGACAGCGGUAUCGACGGAGGACUGGCUGAAGUCGAACACUCGUCGCGACGCUGCAAGGCCAUGUCUGCGUCUUUCUCCGUGUACUCCACUGCUAGCGAGAGCAUCUUCGCAGGAAGCGACAGCGGUAGCAGCAGCGGAGGUGGAGGAGAUCAACGACAAUCUGGUGGAGAUCAAGGAGUGUACGAGAACUUCCGUCAUGAACUGGACUUGAACUCCAGACAAACGCGGGAUUGCUUAGAAGAAGCCAGUUCGGCUGCUAGCGAUGAACGGAGCAGUGGAACCCUCAGCUCCGUUUACCCCUCGGACAUUUUGCUCACCACGGCCCACGGCACGGUGCGGAAGGCUGGCAUACUGGCCGUGAAAAACUUCCUGGUGCAUAAGAAGAAUAAGAGGGUGGAGUCGGCAGCAAAAAGGAAGUGGAAACAGUACUGGGUGUCACUCAAAGGAUGCACUCUGUUUUUCUAUGAAACGGAUGGCCGUUCGGGGAUUGACCAUAACAGCAUUCACAAACAUGCGGUCUGGGUGGAAAACAGCAUUGUGCAGGCUGUCCCAGAACAUCCCAAAAAAGACUUUGUGUUUUGCUUAAGCAAUGCACUGGGAGAUGCCUUCCUAUUUCAGACUUCAGGUCAAACAGAGUUGGAAAACUGGAUAACCGCCAUCCACUCAGCAUGCGCUGCAGCUGUCGCCCGCCAGCAUCACCGCGAGGACACCGUACGACUCCUGCGCUCCGAAAUCAAAAAGUUAGAGCAGAAGAUCGACAUGGACGAGAAAAUGAAGAAGAUGGGCGAAAUGCAACUCUCUGCUGUCACAGAUGCAAAGAAGAGGAAGACUAUUCUGGAACAGAUAUUCCUCUGGGACCAGAAUUUGGAGCAGUUUCAUAUGGAUCAGUUCCGGUAUCGUUGUUACCUAUCCAGCCUGCAGGGCGGCGAGCUUCCAAAUCCAAAACGCCUGCUUGCGGUGGCUUCCCGCCCCACCAAGCUGUCCAUGGGUCGUCUGGGCAUUUUUUCAGUAUCAUCCUUCCAUGCCCUGGUGGCAGCGAGAACGGAUGGUGGAAUUCGGAGACGCACUCAGGCUCUGUCUCGCAGCUCCAGUAAACGAAAGAGCCGUUUCUCCUCUCUCUGGGGUCUGGACACUACCUCAAAAAAGAAAACCAAAGGCAGACCCAGCAUCAACCAGGUGUUUGUAGACGGUGAAGAGCCGGUUCAGAGGAAUCUUGAUCACAUGUUUGAGGACACUGCAAAGGAGACCCUGAACGACCAAGACGGUUCAUUGUCAAGCAUUCCCCAACACAAGACAGACAGUGACGUUUGGGUUCCAGACUACCUCACCCCAUCCUGGGUCUCUUUACCUGAUGACCGGCCCGUGUUGGCAAUCAUUCAACCGGACGAGACUGCCAUGGAGGUGCUGGAAGCCUUGUGCAGGACUCAUGGGCUGGAUCAUUCCAAGUACUAUUUGCGGUUAAAGGUCCUCAUUGACAAUCAAGUGCGGUUAUAUGUCCCCAAACCUGAGGAGGACCUGUGUGACCUGCUCUACAAAGAAAUUGAAAUCUGUGCCAAAACAACCAAAGUCAUACAGUUUGAUAGAGAUGAGUCCUGUGCCAUUGGUUAUGGUUUCUCAGUGGCUGUGGUGGAGGAGGACGGUAGGCAGCAGGUUCAUAUCACUGACGUGAAAGCCGGGGGUCUGGCAUUUGCCAAAGGUCUGCGAGCGGGUGAUGAGAUUGUAAAGUUGAACAGUAAACCGGCGAGUGCGUUGGAGUUGGCAGAUAUGCAGGCAGCGUUCGCUUUGCCCUCUCUUACCCUUACUGUCAGUACACUGCCUACCGCUGAUCCACACCAGCUGUGCCUGCAGCCUCCCCGCCGUUCAGACGGAGCACAGGAACACUGCACUGACAUCUUCUCUCAAAGCCAAGAGGACAUCUUGGAUGAUGGUGUUGGCUUGGUGCUGCACAGCCCGACUGACACAGAGGAAGACCGGGUAAAUCUAACAGCUGAGAGUCCUGCUGACAGCCCAGAGGACGAAACCGAUUCACACAAGAGUACAGACCAGAUGACCACUUUUUGCCGUAACCUCCAUGAUAUGAAUUCUCCUGAGGGACCGGUUUCCUGCUCUUCUUUUUCCCCCACAUCUUCCUCAUCUUCGUCCUGCGUGCCAAGUCCCAUCUCACCCUCCCCUGUGCUCUUUACUCCCCGCCAGCUUUCUGAUGCGGAUAAACUACGCAAGGUCAUCAGUGAGCUGGUGGAUACGGAGAAGACCUAUGUUAAGGACCUGAACUUUUUAAUAGAGCGAUACCUGAACCCUCUUCAGAAGGAGAGCUUCCUCUCACAAGAUGAGCUGGAUGUGCUUUUUGGGAACUUGGCAGAGAUGGUUGAAUUUCAAGUGGAGUUUCUCAAAACUCUGGAAGAUGGCACCAGGCUGCUUCCGGAUUUAGAUAAACUGGAGAGAGUGGAUCAAUUCAAGAAAGUUCUGUUUUCUCUUGGCGGGUCCUUCCUGUACUACGCAGACCGGUUUAAGAUCUACAGUGCGUUUUGUGCCAGCCACACAAAAGUCCCCAAGGUGCUUUCAAAAGCUAAAACCGACCCGGAGUUUAAGGCGUUCCUGGCUGAGAGGAACCCCAGACAACAGCAUUCCUCCACGCUGGAGUCCUACCUGAUCAAACCCAUUCAGAGAGUCUUAAAAUACCCACUGCUGCUCCGAGAGCUUUACUCUCUCACUGACCCCGAAAGCGAGGAACACUACCACUUGAAUGUUGCCAUGAAAGCAAUGAACAAAGUUGCCAGUCACAUCAAUGAGAUGCAGAAGAUUCACGAGGAGUAUGGGGCUGUUUUUGACCAACUCAUCAAUGAACAGAGCUCGGACAAAAAAGAGGUCGCCGAUCUGUCAAUGGGGGACCUCCUACUGCACGACACGGUGGUCUGGAUAAACCCACCGUCUGCUCUGAUGAAAGGGAAGAGAGACCCGGAGCUGGCUGCAUUCAUUUUCAGAACGGCGGUGGUUUUUGUGUAUAAGGACUGCUCCAAGCACAAGAAAAAAAUGGGUGGAUCUCACAGAGCAUCAGUCCUGGAUGAGAGAGAUCCGUUCCGCUUCAGACACAUGAUCUCUACCGACGCUCUCCAAGUUCGCAACCUCCCAAAUUCAGAAGGAUCUGCAAUGUGUGAAAUUGUUCACGUGAGGUCAGAAUCUGAAGGAAGACCAGAGAGGACUUUCCAUAUCUGCUGCAGCUCUCCAGAGAGUAAGAAAGACUUCCUGAAGACCGUUCAUUCCAUUUUGAGAGAGAAACAACGCAGAGAGUUAAUGAAGACUGAUAGUUUACCUCCAAAUCAGCAAUAUAUUCCCUUCGGAGGAAAGCGGCUUUGUGCGCUAAAAGGCUCACGACCCAUCAUGAACCGAGCGGUUUCGGACCCACCUCGAACCCUCGGCCGCCGUAAGUUGAUUCGAAACCGUUUCACCAUCGACACGGAUGUGAUUUUCAACGACGGCUCAUCCCAAGACCUAUCGCCCGUCACCCCAACAGACUCUCCACCGUCAAAGCUGUCCUCUUUGCUCCAGAAACCCCAGCAUCCGAUCGGAGACACUGACCGCUGGGUGGAGGAUCAGUUCGACCUGCAGAUCUACGAAAACCAGGACGACGUGAAGGAGACGGACAUCCUCAGCGACGACGACGAAUACUGCAAAUCUGUCCGGGGCCCUUCAUCCGAACCGAGCCUUGAGGAGUCUUUGGAGGCCCUUAGUGUGGAGGGAGACGUAGAAAAACCGGAUGAAAUCCUGGAGGACAAGCCGUCUCCAAUGUCUCACGCCCCUCUGAAGCUGACCCUUCUAAAAAAGCAGUGCGCGGUGGAGAGCGUCGCCUCCGAGAGGGAUUGUGAGGUCAUUUGGGUUCGCAGAGACGAUUUCGGCAAUGGCUGCAACAGUGACAUCUUCUGAGCGUAAUGGAAAAUGACACUUUGACUCUUGCAGCAAUAGAUGCGAGAAUGGAGCAGAUACCUACUGAGUCCAAGCCUUUAUGGACGCAAUGCACUGACAAUCCUGCUGAAAUCCAGAACUCAACUUCUAUAUUAUUGCAGUCCAGACAUCACAAGAACAUCCGCUUGUACAGCCGAUGUAUUUGUAGAGGCUUUGUGCUGAUAUGGUGCCUGACUUGCACGUGCGGACAACAGGCAGCUACACUUUUUUUUGUUGAUAUCAUGUGCUUCAUAUCUCCUCCGCCCUCUUAUUAUUCAGGAAAAUUGUGACUUAACACUUGAUAUAAUCUUGCUAUUGCACUGGUACGGCGACACGCAGGUGCUUUUUAGUGUCACGUUCCCUGGAAAGUCACAGUAGUUGUUUAAUGCCACCCCCUGUUACAAGCACAAAAGUCGCUUGCUUGCUGUCUUUAUUCCCUUUUGAUCGGUCACAAAUGGGAAUUCAGUAUUAAAAAUUGCUGUGCAUAAACACUGAUGUUUUUUUACUUGAAUUUUAAAGAACUGCAAUAAUGUUAUUUCCUAAAGGUUGGGAACUUGAACUAUAUAAUCCUUGCAAAAUCAUGUUAAGUAAGCCAUUACAAAUCAAACACCCAUAUACAGUAAAGUGCAACAGUCACUCACUAUUGGAUUACUGUAUGUAGCAGACUUGGUAAGAAAAUGACAUUUUUUUAGGAUUUUGAAUCUUUGAUGUUUUGUACAUUUGGUAAAGAAUAACGAUGGCCAUGGUGAAGCCAUGACGGUAUAUAUUUUAAACUUAAGAGAUGCCCUUUCACUUGUGAAAUACAAUCAUUUGUACUUUAGCCAUGAAACCCUUUUCACUGUUUGUACAAUUUGACUGCUUUUCUUUCACCCUUUGCCUUUUUUAAACCGUGUAUGUUCAUACUGUGGAAAUACUUAUUAACCUAAAAUAAAUUUUCCUAAUUUAUAUUUGCAGUUUUAUCCAAAUAA